This is a messenger RNA of Amoebophrya sp. A25, 3215 nucleotides long. The record is from the annotation of a GenBank genome assembly. Lineage: Eukaryota; Dinophyceae; Syndiniales; Amoebophryaceae.
AAGACUCCUGCCAGUUUCUGAGUUCCUUGUUUUUGGCUCUUGCUUCGCUAAAUUUCACUAGCAUCGUGCAAAUACUCACUAUUGGGAGUUUCUUAGAAGACAAAGAGUUUAUGCGAAAUUCUAGAAGCUCUUUCCGUUUUGAUUCAUUCAUUUAUUCAUAGUAGUCGUCAUUUUCUACUUGUACUUCUUUUUCAUUCAUAUACUUCUUUUUCAUUCAUAUUGGUCUUCUUAACAAGGUACAACUACUUUUUCGACUAGUGCACCAAGAAGAUGCCACCCCGUGAGCGUGGUAGUAGUCGCGCCCGCGAUAGCGGUGCGUCGAACAAAAAAGCGAAAAGUGAUGACGUUGCGGAGCCGGGAGAGGUGCCCAUCGUAGGUGGUUUUUUCCUCCCUAAGCGGCAAGGAAUGCGGGCUCUCGCUAUGCUUGCAGUUUUCGUGCUUGCGACGUUUGGGGGCAAAGCUAGUGGCGUAGACCUGGACACAUUAGCAACCUGGAAAUGGCCUUUCCACGUCUUCUGCUUCGCGAGCUGGUAAAAAAUACACAGAACUUGCUCCUCUUGACGAGUUUGUAGAACAAAAACGUCCGGAUUUCAAUAACAAGAACAUCAAGUUGUAGCAGUACUGAAUUUCUUCGCACGAGCAGUAGAAAGAAGAGACGUUUCUUGCACUAGCAAGAACGUCCUAUGCAAGAAACGUCCUCAGUUUCAAGUAAGCGCAUCAUCAAAUGAAUGUUGCUAUUCUAGAUUCUCAUCCUCCUUUUUCGAUCGCAGGUUUGGCUGCUCAAUGUGGGUGUCCUUUGUGGCUGGUCUAGUUAUGUUCAACAACCUACCACGGCACGUCUUCGGCCGUCUCCAGGCGAAACUUUUCCCUCGAUACUUCCAGUUUUCAGUCAUUUUUGUUUCAUGCGCACUCCUGCCACAUUUAGUUCCCGGAUCGGUGCUCGAAAGAACUGCUCUCGCGAAGACAGUCGCACUACCCCAGAACCAGCAAUUCAAUCUCGCGGCAAUCAUCGGGAUUCUUCUUCUGAACAUAUGGCGCAAAGCUAGCUGUGGACUUUCUGAUUUAUAUCUGAAAUCAUUUGGCUGAAAAAUUCGUAUAUCCUGAGGCACUCUUCCUUCUUUCGUACUAGCUAUCUCUAUGUAAACUACUACUAAAUUCGCUCCAAUAGUCUAGAAAAUAUCUUCCUCUCUUUCGUUUCUCUCUACCUCUUUGUCGUCCAGAGACCUGUUUGUGUUUUCAUCGUGGUUGUUGUAUUUCGAGCCGAGGACAACGGCUGUGAUGUUCGAGAGACACAAGGUGGAGGUGAAGCUUGGAACCGGGCACGAAAUUGGGCAGCUUAAGCCAAGCGAUCCUGCCAAAGCCAACGACCCAGAACUGGUUGCCCUCUCCAAGCGCUUUGGAAAACUUCAUGGAAUCAGUACGUCCCUCAACUUAAGGGUCAAUACUGUACAAUACAUGUUCCUACGUUUGUCUUUCUAAUUUUCACUUCACUUCUUAUUUCUGUCUUUGUUUCUUCCUAGAUAGGUCUCUCUACUACAGGUACAACUAUCCAUACUUACUCCUAGUCGCGAAGCGAGUAUCAAUAAGUUUUAGCUUUUCAUUUUCCGGCUGGUCGUUUCUUCUUCUACCGUUCGCGUUGAUCUCUCUCCACGGUCUUGCUGCUCUUGAAAACCGAAGCGAACCUAUUGACUUGAACGCUGUGACUUUAGGGCGAUCAUCAUCGAGGUGGAACAAGCAACCAGUCCCACAUCAACGCGCUGUUUGCUUCGGCUUUUUUGUUUCCUUGUGGUGCUCAGUGCGAGCUGUUCCUACCGGUUCACUGCGCAAGUUUGUUGCCUUCUUCGUUGUUUGUGGACCCCCUUGGGGGUCCCGGUUUUCUUCUUGCGUUGGCCUACCAGGAGCUUCUUUAAGCGCCACAACACCACUAGAAAAGUACCCAUUUCCAUCGCAAGAAUAUCAUUAGGUUAAACCAUAGCAAGCCACCGCCAUUAGUCACAGGAUUGCGAUGCUGUUUACAAGUUGAAACUUUUAUUUUUAUGACUUGAAAAGUAUGAGACCCGUUAUGCUUACUUCUCUUGGGUCUUUUCCUCUCUUGACUAUCUAGAUCCUUCAUCUGCUUACUUCGUUCCUCUUCUUCUUCAUCCGCCAGAACACUCGGGGUUUGUAGUCCUCUGGCUGCUGCUGCUCGUGGUUGUCAAUCUAGUGGGAGCUUUUUAAACGGCGCGGCUUAUUCUUUUCGAAGUUGUUGAUUUUUGACUUAUUGCGUCAUUCUUCUUGAACGUGGGGAAGCCACCUCGGGGGCGUGGCUUUUGAAGUUGAAGAAGUUGGUACUUUAUUUUUGGCAAUUCCCAUUUUCUCACCUUAGAGGUCUAAAUCGUCGCCGUCCUCGAUGCUCCCCGCUACGAUGUUCUUGCUCUUCUCUUCCUCCGUCUUCUUUUCCGCUAAGAGUGACUCCUGCUUGCGAAGUUUGCGACGCUUGUUGACUGACGACUUGCCGCUGUCUUUAUCGCCAUGUUCACCAUCUACUUCUUCGUGCUCUUCGUUCUUCUUCUCCUUUUUGGUCUUGCAUUGCGACAUUGUUCAUGUUCUCCACAUGGAGGACGAUUCUUGACUCUUGUUUCUACUUGCUUAGAAUGGGUGUAUGAUGUAUAGAAUACUUCAACCGGUUAAAUAAACUAAAACUUUCAUUUUGUUCCUACAUCAACCCGGACCAUUAAGACAGCUUCGAACCAAUCCCCACUAUUUAUGAAGGAAAAUAUGCGGCAAGAAUGCUGUUGCCAAUGAGAAUGGAAUGCCGUAAAAUCGUAACCUCUAAUCAAUCUCAUCGCAUUGUGUCUCGGUGUGUGGCAUGCAGUGUGGAUCGGAAGUCAGGUUUCAAGCUGAGGAGGAGUGGUGGGAGACACGACAUCAUUUCAGCAGUCUUCUAUUGAUUUCUUGAGCAACUUCUAUGAUGCACUGACAAUCUACCCUGUCUGUAACUUUUUCUACUUAAUCAAUUGUCGGACAGAACGGGUACCUAAUUAUAUUUUUGGAAAUUACCUCCAACUUCUAUGAUCUUCUUAGUUUCACCUCGCUCUAAUCGAGUGAGACAAACGGAGAAAAGAAUCGCACGUGGCGUUUUACGCUUUCAAGAUUUCUUACGAACGUGAGACGGUUUGCCUUGAUGUUGCAUGUAGAGAGUGGUAACUGGCGAUAAUGAUGCCGGGACUGAAAAA